This is a messenger RNA of Selaginella moellendorffii, 723 nucleotides long. Its product is annotated as thaumatin-like protein 1. Lineage: Eukaryota; Viridiplantae; Streptophyta; Lycopodiopsida; Selaginellales; Selaginellaceae. The transcript has 2 exons. Gene Ontology annotation, biological process: defense response. The record is from RefSeq and is a predicted model, not a curated record. The coding region runs from base 1 to 618 and encodes 205 amino acids. Gene Ontology annotation, cellular component: extracellular region.
AUGAAAUCGCCUUCAAGCUUCAAGCUUCUUCAGCUUUUGAUCUUCGGAAGUGGUAAGCAUCUCCCUGCUUCUGUUUUCAUGCUUUAUUUCGUUAAAGAACCGAAGCAACAAGGAUUCAUCUGUGCAUUCCCCGUUUGGCCUGCGUGGUUACCAAAUUCCGGUCAUCCGCAGCUGGGAAAGGGAGGAUCAAAGCUAGACUCAUGGCAACUCUUUGACGUUUAUGCUUCGACGGGAUGGUCAGGCAAGUUCUGGGGGCGCCCCAAUUGUCAGUUUGACACAGUUCUAGGCACAGGCUGCUGCGAAACAGGAGAUUGUUCAAACGCAAUCGGAUGCAAUAGCACUUAUUCGCCCCCGGCCACCACAGUCGAGUUCAAGCUCCAUCGCGAUUUCAUCGACGAGUACAGCGUCUCUCUGGUCGAAGGCUACAACUUGGCGGUGAAAGUUUCAAGCAGCAAUCCGGUUUGCCUCAGUGGUGGCUGCAGCUGCGACUUGAAUUCGCGGUGUCCUUCGGAGCUGCUGGUUUGGAAUUCGAGGGGAACUCCAGUUGCUUGCAACAGUCCUUGCUUAGCGUUUGGCGCUGAUGAGUUUUGCUGCGAGGAUGAGUUCUUGGGAGGAUAAAUGCCAUCCAAAUCAGUUCAGUUUGCUGUUCAAGGAGUGUUGUCCUCAGGCAAAGACUUACCCGUUUGAUGAUACUAAUGUUCCGCUGUUUUGCACUGCAGGGUC